This is a messenger RNA of Megalops cyprinoides (Indo-Pacific tarpon), 3663 nucleotides long. It is a transcript of the gene sidt2, whose product is annotated as SID1 transmembrane family, member 2. The record is from RefSeq and is a predicted model, not a curated record. Gene Ontology annotation, cellular component: membrane. NCBI's taxonomy places the organism in Eukaryota, Metazoa, Chordata, Actinopteri, Elopiformes, Megalopidae. The transcript is spliced from 27 exons. The coding region runs from base 820 to 3375 and encodes 851 amino acids.
ACCCUGUGCAUGACACACAUACCAAUUCAGCCCAACAACAAGGAACAGUUGCAUCGACACCGUGUCGUUAGAGGAAUAAGGGAUGGAAGUCAAAGAGCAGUUAAUAUCGACGGCAAUUCUGAAUGAUAUUAUGGACGCUAAAGGAAUUAAUGGGUUUUGAUUCGUGGAAGAGUUGCUGAUCUAUUAUCCGAUUCGCUGUUGGACUGGAGGAUACACUGUAUGCUGUGGUCUUUUUUUGUCGCUUCACUCGGAGAAAUCUAGGAGGUGGUGUUGUAAGAAGUGGCCCUCUAAUGUAAUAAAAGCAAAUAAAUGACAACAGUCUGGACCAGGACAUCUGAAAAGACGCAUUUGGAGAAUGAGACGCGCAAACAAGCAUCGUGUUGCCAGCUAGUUACCUCCCGGCCGCGUCUGGGCACUGCCGGGGUAGAGCACCGAAGCGGCAGAGGAUUGGUGGGCUAAACUGAGAAAGAUGAGCUGUAACUAGUAAACCACAACAACCAAUUUGUGUAGUUAGCUAUAUAUUAUGAGAUGUACUCAAAUACAAUAAGCAACUGUUUUCCUGACACUUGAUUGCAAGGCUUUUAUGAUAAACAGCUGUUACAGCGAGGUUCACCACCGCGACGCUAUCUGACAGGUUUUGUCUCGUUUGUCUCGAGGUUGCUAGCUAGCAAGCUAACUAGUACGCCUUUCUAAACGGUUCUUGUUUACGAUUGACAGAACAAAAUAGGAGAAAUUAUAGAAUUAGAACGAAAAUAGACUCUCGCUUUCAACUAGGUAGGUUUAGCUAGGUCAGGUAACCAACAUAGCUGGGUUGUCGGCAUGGUGACUCGGAGCUGCUGGAAAUCUCGUCACAAGCCUGGGUCCGGCCCCGGUUCGGCUGUUUUUAAAACCGGGCUUGUGGUGCUGUGUCUGUGGCUAUGCGCGACCCGCGCCGGGUGUAUCGUGGAAAUCAAAGAACCCAAAGUCGUACAAAAAGAUGCAGAGUUCGACGUCACCUACAAUGACACAGUAACAAGCGACAUCCAAACCAUCUACGCCUUCAACCACACCGUUUCGCGCAAUAAGACGGAGGGGGUGCGUGUUUCAGUGGAGGUGCCGUCAGACGGGGUGGAGAACCCCAUCCUGUUUGUGGUGCGACAGAAGCAGGCGGUGGUGUCGUUCCAGGUGCCCCUGAUCCUGCGUGGUCUGUACCAACGCAAGUACCCCUACACCCACGUGGGGCGAACCCUGUGCCAGCCACCGACGCGUGCCGCCACCGAGACCCAGUUCUUCUUUGUGGACGUGUCCACCCUGUCCAGCCUGGGGACACACUACCAGCUGAGGGUCAGCAGAGUGGACAGCUUCACCCUGCAAACAGACAAGAAGUCCAGCUUCAUUGCCACUCCAUCCCAGCCCCAGUUUUUCAAGUAUGAGUUUCCUGAAGGUGUGGACACAGUCAUCGUCAAGGUCAACUCCCAGAUGGCCUUCCCCUGCUCCGUCAUGUCCAUCCAAGACAUCCUGUGCCCAGUGUAUGACCUGGACAACAAUGUAGCCUUCAUUGGCAUGUACCAGACCAUGACCAAGACAGCUGCCAUCACAGUACAGAGGAAGGACUUCCCCAGUAACAGUUUCUACGUGGUGAUCGUGGUGAAGACCGAGGACGAAGCAUGUGGGGGCCCCUUGGCGUUCUACCCCCUGGGGCCCGAUGUGCUGAUGAAUGUUGGGAACCGCAGUAAAGUGCUGGACGUGAUGGUCUCCCCCGCCAUCAAUUCGGAGGUCUACGUGAUGGGGAUGUUGUUCUGUCUGGGGAUAUUUCUCUCGUUCUACAUACUCACCUUCCUGGUGGCCUGCAUCGAGAACAAGAGGAUGCACAAGAGGAGGGACGGACUUCUGAACACUCCCGACAUGUCGCCAGCGGAGACAGCUUCUUUGCUUGGAAAGGGCCUGGCUCCUGCCUCACCAUAUGAGUACGGCUCCUUUGCGGACAAUGGCAGCACGUUGAGCUCGGAGGCCGUUACUGAUAGUUUGGCAUCUGGAGAAGGAAACUACGGAUACAUGGAACGGUCUAUGGAGAGCGUCGGACGUGGCAGGCAAGAAUCCCUGAGCUCUGUCGAAGAGGACGACUAUGACACACUGGCCGACAUCGAUUCCGACAAGAACAUUGUCCGCACCAAGAAGUUCCUGUGUGUGUCUGACCUCGCUCGCAAAGACAAGAGGGUCCUGAGUAAAAAGUACCAGAUCUACUUCUGGAACAUUGCUACAAUUGCUGUCUUCUAUGCCCUGCCUGUGAUUCAGCUGGUUAUCACAUAUCAAACGGUGGUGAAUGUGACAGGAAACCAGGACAUCUGCUACUACAACUUCCUGUGUGCACACCCCCUUGGUGCUCUCAGUGCCUUCAACAACAUCCUGAGUAAUCUGGGUUAUGUGAUGCUGGGCUUGCUCUUCCUGCUGAUCGUGCUGCAGAGGGACAUCGUCCACAACAGAGCACUGCUGCGCAACGACCUAGCAGCGCUGGAGUGCGGCAUCCCCAAGCACUUUGGCCUGUUCUAUGCCAUGGGCACCGCGCUCAUGAUGGAGGGACUGCUGAGUGCAUGCUACCACGUCUGCCCCAACUACACCAACUUCCAGUUCGACACCUCCUUCAUGUACAUGAUAGCGGGUCUCUGCAUGCUGAAACUGUACCAGAAGAGGCACCCAGACAUCAACGCCAGCGCUUACACGGCAUAUGCCUGCUUGGCCGCCGUCAUCUUCUUCUCCGUGCUGGGAGUGGUCUUUGGAAAGGGAAAUACAGUGUUCUGGAUUGUCUUUUCCGUUAUCCACAUCCUGGCCACCCUGCUGCUCAGCACACAGCUGUACUACAUGGGCCGCUGGAGGCUGGACUCUGGUAUUCUGCGCAGAGUGCUGUACGUGAUCUACACCGACUGUAUCCGCCAGUGCAGUGGCCCCAUGUACAUUGACCGGAUGGUGCUCUUGGUGAUGGGAAACAUUGUUAACUGGUCUCUGGCUGCCUACGGGCUGAUUGAGAGGCCCAAUGACUUUGCCUCCUACCUGCUGGCCAUAGCCAUCUGCAACCUGCUGCUCUACUUCGCCUUCUACAUCAUCAUGAAGCUCCGCAGCGGUGAGCGGAUCCAGUGCCUGGCCCUGGUGUGUAUCCUCUUCACUGCCGUGGUCUGGGGCUUUGCUCUCUUCUUCUUCUUUCAGGGACUCAGCACCUGGCAGAAAACCCCAGCUGAGUCACGAGAGCACAACCGCGAGUGCAUCCUGCUUUCAUUCUUCGAUGACCACGACAUCUGGCACUUCCUGUCCUCCAUCGCCAUGUUCGGCUCCUUCCUGGUACUCCUCACGAUGGACGAUGACUUGGACAAUGUACAGAGAGACAAGAUCUAUGUCUUCUGAGAGAGAACCCACUUUACUGCACUCAUGCUGGCCAAGCAUGACCCAGAGGCCAAAGGGGCCAGCCAGUGGGCUGCCUUUCUGCUCGUGGGGUGACACUCCCCCGCAUCUCACAGCCAAUCAAAGAGAUCGAGGAGAGUGGGACUCCCCAGCUAGUCUGUGUGGACACUUAAAGUGCCAAGCAAUGGAACUGGGUCACAAAACAGUGCUGGAACUCUUGCUGUCGCCUUUAUUCUUAUGUGCUUACUAUUGAUGGUGAUGAUAGCAACUGUCAUAAUGCUGAUAUUAAUG